Oryzias melastigma (Indian medaka) is the source of this 3497-nucleotide messenger RNA. RefSeq names its product zinc finger CCCH domain-containing protein 7B. The coding region runs from base 296 to 3352 and encodes 1018 amino acids. Gene Ontology annotation, biological process: miRNA processing. Gene Ontology annotation, molecular function: protein binding; miRNA binding; metal ion binding. The transcript is spliced from 22 exons. NCBI's taxonomy places the organism in Eukaryota, Metazoa, Chordata, Actinopteri, Beloniformes, Adrianichthyidae. The record is from RefSeq and is a predicted model, not a curated record.
CAGAGGGCGCCCCCUUCCAGAAUUACUCCUACUUGUCUGUGACGUCAUCCCGUUCAGUCACGUGACGAGCGGAUCGCUGCAGAGAGAUCUGCAGCUGGAAAUCGAAACUUUACAUGGGCGAUGUACAGAAACGCCACCGGGCACCAAACCUCCGCGUGUUUUCUCGGUUUUUCUUAAACAUAUCUUCGUUUUAGCUCGGCAAAUAGUUCGCGGUAUUUUUUUUGAGCUCACUCACCACUUGUUUUUAAACUUUGGGUCGGUUCAAUGAACUUCCUCUCUUCCAUCAGCGAGGAACAUGGACCCUACCAGAGAAAAACGCAAGGAGGACAUUAGGAAGGCUCUGGCUUUUAUACAGUCCUCCCUUGCUUACCCAGAUCCAGAAGGCUAUCAGGAUUACCUGACCCAGUUGGUAUGCAACCUGCUGGAGGAGGGAAACGCCUUCUUCAAGGACGGAUUGUGGGAGCAGGCAGCCAGGGAGUUCACCGAGGGCUUGAAUGUGUCGAUCUACGCUGAAUCAGAGGAGAUCCAGAUCCCUGAAGCUUUGCAGGAGAGCCUGUUUGUCAACAGAGCUGCUGCCUACCACAGCAUGGGAAAGUAUGAUAAAGGCAUUGAGGACUGCGACAGCGCGCUGGAGGUGUGUAAGGAAAGCCGCAGAGCUCUGUACAGGAAGGCUCUGUGUCUGAAGGAGCUCAGGAGGUACAGGGAGGCGUACGACUGCACCUCUGAGUGUCUGCUCAGCUGUCCCGAGGACAAGCAGGGGAAGGAGCUCGCUCAGGAGCUGACCGUCCUGUUGGGACUGAAAACCCGUAAGCCGUACGUGAGCACAAAGGCUUCUGUGCAUAAUCGGAAAAAAGGGACUCCGCAGGAAGCCGUUCCACCAGUCAGCCUCUCCAGCAUUCCACAUCCCUCCCUUACUCCAGUCUGCAGCCGUCCCACCGGUUCGGAGCUUCCCGACAGUGUGGCGGUUGCAGAUGAUUCAGAGUUAAUGGAUGAUGACUUAGACCGUCUGCUCGACUCUGUUUCAACACUGCAGGCGUCAUCUGAGGCAGCAUUUUCAUUCCCAGUCAGGACAUCCACCUCCACUCACACACUUCCUCCUGUCCUCCCCGCUCCAACACCCCAGCUACCCCCCGCUUUUUUCAGCUCGGCCAUAAGCCAGCUCAACUCCCUAGACUCCUUCACCAAAGAUGAGAGCAGCUCCUCGGUCGCAGCCCUGGAUCUCCUGGAUGAUCUGGGCGCUUCCAGUGGAGGCGCCUCCUCCGUGCUGCGGGCCCCCAAAGGGCUGGAUGCCCUGGACUGCUUGGAUUCCCUGGAUAACGGAGUCCCACAGAGUCCUGUAGCUCCUGAGGAAGUUAGAGAGCCCACCACAGAACUGGAUCCUGACGAGAGAGGUCUCGAUGAGUUGCUGGAUGAACUGAACACCCGGGAGACGCUCUUUGAUCCAAGAGGUCUGAGUGGAGACGCUCCUAAAUUUAGCAGUAAAGUUUUGGAACAGCUCGACCCGCUUGAUGCUUUGGACUCCUUUCCUGCCUUGGAAAGUAUUGGAGCUGCUUCAGCACCUGAUCCUCACGACGGGGUUCUGGACUCCCUCUCGGAUUUCGGCUCAAAUGGUUUCCCGGAGUUUCACCUUCCUGCCCCUGUGCUCACACCAUCUCCAGAAAACCUCUGCAAAAAGAAAGAUGAAACCUUCAACCCUCUGUCCUCCACGCACGAGUUCCUACGGGCCUGCUCCACCUGUUUCCCUCGAGAAGGUGUAGGGAUAUACACGUUUGUUCACAAACCAGACCUGGUCCACAGCUGUAAGCGAGAUGUUCUGUUGUGCCGACGGAAGGAUGCCUUUUCCAAGGAGUGGACCAGGGUGCGGCGUCUCCCCUUCAAGGUUUCCUUCUCUGGCCCGUUUGUACUUUGUAAAGAGGUGCUGAAGUCGGAUUUGGGUCUGUGUAAAUACGGGGAGAACUGCACAUUCGCCUACAACCAGCUGGAGAUAGAUGUCUGGACAGAAGAGAGGAAGGGGACUCUGGACAGGAAUCUUCUGUUCGGGACAGAGGAUGGAAAACUGGAUCCUGUCAACAGCAUCAUCUACCUCCUGCGGGAAAACAAGGGGAUGUUCAUUUUCCUGUGUCAGGAGUGCUAUGACAACAAACCCAGGAUCAUCAGCAGACGCUCCAGUAAAAAAAAUGCUCUCUGCUCCAACCUGGAUUCUCCUCAUAACUUCAGUGCCAACAAAUGUUUGGUGUUUGUGGUGAGUAAGGUCACUGUGAACUACAAUAAGGUCCGCCCUCUCAGCGCCCUGUGCCAACUGGAUUUGUGCCGUCCAGCCAUCCGGUACGGCUGCCAGAGAGAAGACCUCUGUCGUCACGCCCACUCUGUCAUCGAGCUCAAAACCUGGAAGAUUCAGCGCUGCACAGGUAUUAGCUGUGAUGAGAUUGUGAAAAUAUCCAAAGAGUAUUACGAUAAACAGGAGCAACAUGCAAACAAGAACAAAGUGAACAGACUUUCUUCUGGAGGACGCCAGUCCAACGGAGGAGGAAAAGACACCAAGAGUCUGAAUAUGAGGAUGAAGUUUGUGUGUGCAUUGUGCUUGCGGGGGGGCCUCACCAGUGAGCCAGACAAAACCCUGAAAUACUGCAAGUCCAAGUCCAGACACGCGUGGACCAAAGACCAAAGAGUGCUGCUGGUGCUGUCCUCAGAGAGAAACAAAUGGGUUCAGGUCCGACCUCUGCCACACACCAAGAACUUCCCGUUCUACUACGAUAUGUGCGCUCAGAUCCUGGAAAAGAAGAAGUGUAACUAUACUGGUAACUGCACUUUUGCUCACAGCCAAGAGGAGAAGGAGAUGUGGAUGUACAUGAAGAAUAAUAACUUGCGGGACAUGCAGCAGGUUUAUGACAUGUGGCUGGCAUUAGCUGCACAAAGCAAGCAAGCAGAGGAGGCUCCAUCGGACCAUUCAAACUUUGAGGAGAGAUGCAUCAUCAUGCCAACCGACUAUGCCGACCAGCUGAGCGGCUUCCACUGCCGCCUGUGUGGGAAGCACAGCAACAGUCAGCGCCAGUGGCAGCAGCACAUUUCCUCUGAGAAGCACAAGGACCGAGUGUUCAGCUGCGAGGGAGAAGACGAGGCUCUAACGUGGCGCCACCGCUUCCCUGGAGUCCACUUAGAUAUCUGUCCCAAGUUGGAAGGAGGAUGUUCUGAUGGAAUGAGCUGCGACUUUGCCCACAGCGCAGAGGAGCUGCAGGAGUGGAUCGAGAGGCGUGAUUUCCUGCGUCAGAAGCUGGCCAAAGCCAGAGAAGACAUGCUCAUCAUGCCUGACGAGUUAGACUUUGGAAAAUUCAACUUUUUACUUCAGGAUUGAGAAAAUGACAACUUCCGAGUUAGCAAUUUUAAUUUUUCCAUGAUGUUUCAAACUUAAAGCAAAAUGCUCAUUUGAGUUGUGGAGUAUUUCCAGCAAACUGAAACUUGAAUAAUAAAGAAUGUGUCUUUCCCUCCUUGGAAAACAA